Choloepus didactylus (southern two-toed sloth) is the source of this 914-nucleotide messenger RNA. RefSeq lists its product as uncharacterized. The record is from RefSeq and is a predicted model, not a curated record. NCBI's taxonomy places the organism in Eukaryota, Metazoa, Chordata, Mammalia, Pilosa, Megalonychidae. The transcript has a single exon.
CACUGGCCCGGCCGCCUCUCCCCGCCCCGCCCCGCCGUGUUUGCCUUUCUCCCGGAUCCGAUCCGGAUGAAGGGCCUGCCCUGCCCCUGCGCUGCCCUGCCCGACUUCUGCCGGCCGGGGUCUCUCUUCAUGGCCGAGAGCUCGGGGACCCGGGCCCCGGGGAAAGGGCCCCCGCUCAGCAUCCAGCUCCUGCGCGCCCAGUACGAGGACCUGAGGCGGCAGCAGAGGGCGCGGGCCCACCUCGUGAUGCUCCCGACAGGGGGAAACAUGCUUGCUCCUGCUGAACCCAUGGUCAGUGCUGUUUGGAUUAACAAGGAGAGAAGGAGCUCACUGUCCCUGAAGGAGCUGGAUCCAGAGGCAGUGGAGAUGCCAGAGGAGGCAGACAGAAGCUGUCUCCAGGCCCCUGUGUCUCCAUGGCAUACACACCUAGAGAUGCACCUCUUGGCCCAAACCUUCCACCAGGAAACCAGCCAUCAAGUAAAGCAUAAGGGCAAGCUUAUGGGGUCUGACCAAAGGCUCCUUCAGGGAGGAGGCUCAGGUUUGUUUGAAGACAAUCAGAGGACUCAACAAGGGACCAAAGUCCCAGAGGGAACUCAGUGCCAAUGUUAGGUUGAUAACACCCAAGCAAAGGCAGUGAAAUCCGGCUUAAACAUUGGUAUCCAGUGCCCUCCUUCCACAAAGAACCCACAUAGGUCUGGCAAACCAGCACAUUAUCCAUUUCCCCAAAGGAAAACUCCCAGGAUCUCCCAAGCUGCCCGGAACCUGGGCUUAUAUGGCACAACCUGAAGCUUUCUAUUCAGCCAAAUGGCUCAGCAUUGAGGCCAUCUGUGGCUUCAUCAAAGAACCAGAGAAGCAGAGGCACAACCAGGGCCUCUAGCUAGGAGCAAGAACUGGCCUAACCCAAUUGCAGGAAU